Messenger RNA from Pyrenophora tritici-repentis Pt-1C-BFP, 1285 nucleotides. Its product is annotated as HET domain protein. The record is from RefSeq and is a predicted model, not a curated record. NCBI's taxonomy places the organism in Eukaryota, Fungi, Ascomycota, Dothideomycetes, Pleosporales, Pleosporaceae.
AUGGCCGCCUCAGCUGGGGCAGCGUCUCCAAACUCAGCAUCCUAUCGAUACGAGCCUCUGAACGCAACUGCGCAACAGAUACGCCUACUCCGACUACGUAGUGUUUCAGAUUCACCAAUACAUUCAUGCGAAAUCUCAAUUUUCGAUUUGAACGAAGUACCACCUUACGUCGCUCUAUCCUACACGUGGGACGAUGAAUCGGCGCCCAAAGGCCUUGUAUCUCUCAAAGGUUGCGCUAUAGAGACGGGGCAGACCAUAUGCGACUUUUUCGAUGACGUCCAAGCUAGCGACAUUGAUGCUCUUGAUCUCUGGCUGUGGAUCGACCAGCUUUGUAUCGAUCAAGCCAACGUACUCGAGAAGAACCAUCAGAUACCGCUUAUGUCAACUAUCUACUCGAGAUGCCAGUAUGUGAUUGCUUGGCUGGGUACAGACUACAAAGGGAUAUCUGAUUUGGUCAAUCGCCGAUACUUUACAAGGCUCUGGAUUGUACAAGAGGUGUUGCUUGCUCCAAGGGUUCGCAUAAUGUGCGAAACUACAAUAUUUGAGAAGAGCGACCUCACAGGCAUACUCUACAUACGAGGCAGUAGUCCAGCGCUUAAAUUGCGCGAAGGUAUCCCGGCCGCCGCGAUACUGGUUUUAGUGGGCAUUAAUCAUGGGACGGAAGACCGAGGGCUGGGACACUACAUGAGUUUCUAUUCCUCACAAGAGUGCAAAGAUCCACGGGACAAGGUUUACGGACUACUAGGACUGGUUCAAGGUGGUCAUGUGCCAACGGUGGAUUACUCCAAAUCACUGACCGAGGUUUUCGUCGAUGCGGUGAAAGCCCUGCACGAUGAGUACUGGAUGCAAUCAACUGGGUGCAGCGAUGGUAUCGCGGAAUUCCUCCUACCCACGAGAAAAAGCGCCCCUGAUUACAUGAUCAUAGGCGGCUGUAUGCAGGUUGACGGGAAUGCUCUUGACUGCGUAGAAGAACAUCUCGAGGACCUGAAACGGUUUCCACACGAUCAUGUGUGGUUCCAAUGGCUUUUGGAGGAACUUAUAUAUUAUGCCCUGUACGAUCAGCGGGUGUGAGGCCCACGAUAUACAGGAGGCUAACCACUGUUAGAAUGGGAUCGCGUUGGGGCCUUGCUUACAAGGUAGUAUUAGGCUGUUUCGUGCUAUACCUUCCUGCACUCCACGGCAUUUAUUUCCUAUAGUAUCUAGGCAGCACUCAUUGAGUUAGACUCUGAUACUAAUAUCUUUGUUGGGUUGAGAACCACCUAGGCACGGUUGUGACCUAAUCAAA